Messenger RNA from Misgurnus anguillicaudatus (oriental weatherfish), 1771 nucleotides. The record is from RefSeq and is a predicted model, not a curated record. Lineage: Eukaryota; Metazoa; Chordata; Actinopteri; Cypriniformes; Cobitidae.
CGCAUGCGCAAAGCGCAGCCGGCCCCGCGUAAAGAUGGCAGCGUCCAGUGCUCGCUGUGCUACACGGUGCCUGUCAGCCGGUUUGCCUGGACUUCGCAGCACCUGUGGGCUUUUGAAGUCCUUUAGACACGGAGAUAUUACGGCUUUGGCGAUAUGCGGUGCUCGCAGUUAUGUGACGAGAGUCAGUUUAAGCUGCUGGAGGAAUGAAAGAGGAGUGACAUUGAAGGGGGCGUCAGGGUUGAGAAGCCACAAUGUGUCCAGCUCUCAUUUCUUUCACACCACCUCUGUAUGUCAUCAGCAGGACUUCUAUGGGAUUCUGGGGGUUCCUCGGACAGCCACUCAGAAAGAGAUUAAGAAAGCGUACUACCAGUUAGCCAAGAAAUACCAUCCGGACACAAACCCAGAUGACCCCCAAGCAAAAGAGAAGUUUGCCCAGCUGGCAGAGGCGUACGAGACCCUUAGCGAUGAGCUAAAGAGGAAACAGUACGACACUUACGGUACAGCUGGUCCAAGCUCGAGUGGGGCGGGGCAACAGCAGUACUGGAGAAGCGGGGCCAACAUCGACCCAGAGGAGCUGUUCAGGAAGAUCUUUGGAGAGUUUGCGGGAGGGCGUGGCUUUGGAGACCUCAACUCCAUGUUUGACCAGACACCUGAAUUUGUGAUGGAGCUGACGUUCAUGCAGGCUGCUAAAGGCGUGAAUAAGGAGAUAACGGUUAAUAUAGAUGAUAUAUGUCCGCGCUGUGAUGGUAAAGGUCAUGAACCGGGAACUAAAGUCUCGCACUGUCACUAUUGCAAUGGAACAGGCAUGGAGUCUAUAAACACCGGCCCCUUUAUGAUGCGGUCUGCAUGUAGGCGGUGUGGUGGGCGGGGCUCUAUCAUCAUCACGCCUUGCAUCAUGUGCAGAGGAACGGGACAAACCAAGCAGAAACAGACAGUCAUGGUGCCUGUGCCUGCAGGUAUACAAGAUGGACAGACAGUAAAGGUGCCGGUUGGGAAGAAAUACAUGUACGUCACAUUCAGGGUCCAGAGGAGUCCAAUAUUUCGUCGUGAUGGGUUUGAUAUCCACUCUGAUGUCAUGAUUUCAGUAGCCCAGGCCAUUUUAGGGGGAACAGCUAGAGCACAGGGCCUGUACAGCACCAUCGACAUUGCGAUUCCUCCAGGCAUUCAGACAGACCAGAAGAUUAAACUGGCUGGAAAAGGCAUCCCACGCAUGAAUAGCUUCGGUUAUGGAGACCAUUAUGUACAUAUCAAAAUCCAAAUUCCCAAGAAGUUGACACAGAGGCAGAGGACGCUGCUGCUAAGUUAUGCAGAGGACGAAACGGAUGUGGAGGGAAAUGUUAAUGGAGUAACCAAACCAGCUGCAGCUAGCUCUCAGGACAGACAGACCUCAGAAUCGGCACAGAACAAAGACGAAGAGCCAGAAAAAGAGGAAGGUGGAUUUUUCUCUAAACUGAAGAAGAUGUUCUCCUGAAGGGAAGAAGGAAGGUAAAAUACUUUCACCGGACUGAACAUUAGGUGCUUGGGUUGUACUUCUCUUAUUUGCUUCGACGAAGGAAAGAAGUAUGCACACUAAAAAAGAAACACAAUCACCCAGCAGAGGGCAUCCAAGCAAUUCCCUCCGAAGAGAAAAAUCAGGAAUGAUACUGGUCUGGUCUGGUCACCAAUUUAAAACCAUUUAUCUACCUAUUAUCAACCUAAUGCUUAGCAUCCAUGUGCUGAUGUGUGCUGUUGUUUUUGUAGGGAAACACCUGAAUAAAUGUUUUACUAAAUA